CUUAGAAAAGAGGAAAACAGAAGGGAAAAAGGGGAUAAACGGGGAAGAGGAGAAAUCGAGAAGGGAAGAUGGAGAGCUCGAGAGUCAGGGAGCAAGGGAAGGGAAGGAAGACGCCGCGAUUAUUAAGGAGGCUUCGACUUCUUCACCCUCAUGCAUCCGUCGCUGCCACCAUCAUCAACCGAAGUUGCUGCGCAUGGAGAGAAGGGAGACCGCGCCCAGUCGUCACCAGCGCACUAGUGUCCUGCUGCUGCCGCCAUCGCGCCUGGGUGUUGCCGUCAAGCUCGCAGCUACCGUCACCAUGGAGACUUCCACCAUCAUCUCUGAAGUCGCUCGUCGGUUAGGGCAGGCAGAGGGGGAAAUACGAACAACCAGGAAGAGGAGAAGAACACUGGUGGGUGUUUUCUUAGCCAUUGCCGCCGAAGGAAGCUCUGCCACGGUUGUCUCCUCCGUCACUACCACGAUCGUCGUUCCGAUUCCCAUUCUCAAAACCUCAUGUUGAUUGCAAGGUAGUUCUGCAGACUGCAUGGAAUAUCGGUAGGGAUGAAAUUUAGGCAGGUGCUAAUCUAGUUCAUGUAAGUCAGAACUGCCCUUUCAACCUUGUGUCAUUCACUCAUCAAUUUUGGUCCAUGUUUUUUACAUCUCACUUUUCUUUGAUUCUGUUACUUGAUGAUACAAUUCUGUACCAAGACCAAUAGCAAGAAUUUCUGUUGGAAUUAUGGCUUUGACUCUCUUGCUUUUUGUGCUCAAGUCAGUCCUCUCUACGGUGUUCUUUGCUUUGGUAAGCUUUCCUUUUUUCAAAAAUAAAAAAAUUCAUCAAAUUAAAGUUCUAUUGAUAUUGUUUGUACAAGUCAUUUAUUUCAUGAGAGAUAGAAAUAUAGUAAUCUAGGUUACAGUUCACUAGAUCAAUACAUUGAUUCGGCUAUGCCAAAAUCAAGUUAGUAUCGUCCUAUUAGCUUUUAGGACAAACUUUUAUCUCCAUUCAUCAAGAGAGAUACUGUUCACACUUAUGUGGAGAUUCUGUUAUUACUCGCGUCACACAGCUAGCUGAACUAAUUUUAUUGGGGAAAAAGUUAAACUUAGAAUGAAUUGAAAUCAAAUGAAGCCAUAUAUAGUAGUUUUGUGUUGUCUAUGUCUUGCAUAGAGAAUUAUCAUUCAUGGUUCAAGAGGCAAUGCAAUACCGUGAGGAGCUAACAAAGGAAAUAGAUGUGCUCAAAGAAAAACUUGAAGAGCAACGAACACGGAAAGAGAAAGAAUUAGCUCUAAUGUAAGCUUAAUUGGAAGCUCAACAAGCCGUUGUGAACUCUUUCACAGCGCGCUUUGACAAUAAAAGAAACUAGACCCUAAAGGUACUCCUAAAAUUGCUUAUGAUUUUAAUACAUUUUCCUAGAUGAUUCCUAUAUUAUUAGUAUUAAUUUGUAUAUGGAUCUAUUUAUGACAUUUUACUUGUAUCAUGGUUGAGAAAUGACAAAUGUCCUAUUAUUUGGUUUGAUAAUUUUGGUUGUGUAUUGGCUGAGAAAUAAGUUGUGAAUUGGUUGUUUUUGUUGAAACCGUAGACGGUGGAAAUAUCCAAGUUUUAGGGGAGGUUCUGCCAAAAUUUUUCUAAACAUUUUAGACUGGCAUACACGUAGUUCUCAUUCUUCAUGGCAAUGGAAAAUAAACUGAGUUACUUUGCCGUCUUCUUUAGGAGAUUUGAUGAUAUGUUGCCAUUCACGAUGACAAAAGCAUGCCACAGGUUCUGCGCAAAUGUGAAAACCUUAUCAAUUUUCUCGAUCCUUCUACUACUGUUCUUGAUGGAUGUGGCUCUGUCCUGCGUCCAGGACAAGCCGGUAUUACCUGAGGAUGAGUCACGUGAGAGGGUAGAGGAAGAUGAUAGAUGGCAUGGUUAAAUGCUUCUGAAAAUAUUUUGGACCAUGAAAGGGCUGAAGAAACCGAUGUUACGGCUGAUGGCGGUUGUGACAUUCAACUGGGUGGCAUUGUUCGGGUUCUUCUGGUACAUCUCUGAUUGGAUGGGGAGCGAGGUGUACGGUGGGGAGGAUAAAAAGCUUUACUCUGUUGCAAUACCAUUAUAUACCAUAGGCUACUGGUAUGGAGUUCAGUGUCUUAUGCUAACUUGGGCGGUUACGGGUCUUAUGUCCUUGGCUGUGGAGCCCAUUGGGCGAGCUGGAAAUUUUAUUCUUGCUAGUGGCUUGGCAAUGACGCUUUACAUCAGCAAGCUAGCUAAGGACGAGCGGCUCGAGCGCAAUGAUUUAACCUUUACUCGUGAUCCCUCCAACGACAUUCGGGAUUGGGUCUUGCGUUUUUUCGGCAUUCUCGACAUUCCCCUUGCAAUAACAUUGAGUGUCGCGCUUGCACUAGCAUCCAUCUACUCAAACGAGAGUGGUGCAGGAAAAGGUUUACCUCUCAAUCUUAUAAUUGGGGUUUCGAAGAUUAUAGUGGCAACAGUAAGUCUACUAUGGAACAACAUGUUUGGAGGUUGAAACCUGUCCACCUUUGAAGUAGGUGCAGUGGCAGCCGCCGUGAGCAGCUGAAUGACCAUUUUUUUCUUGCAUUCUACGACGAAAUCAUACGCUAUCAGAAGCGGCAAAAAAAGUUGUUAUCCCCAUGGGUGAUUUCCAAUUGGUGUAUUUUCUUGUGUUAUUCUCUUAUUUGGAUUUAAUGAAACUGGUUUUGGAUUGAGUUUAGAAUAUACCUAAUUUAUGAAUGCUAUAUUUUUUUAUAUUAAUAUUAUAUUUGGACAAUCAAUAAAGGUAAUUAAGAUGAUACUGAAAUAUAAACUUAUAA
Messenger RNA from Arachis duranensis, 2781 nucleotides. Its product is annotated as sucrose transport protein SUC1. The coding region runs from base 1887 to 2477 and encodes 196 amino acids. The transcript is spliced from 5 exons. Gene Ontology annotation, cellular component: vacuole; plasma membrane. Gene Ontology annotation, molecular function: sucrose:proton symporter activity. The record is from RefSeq and is a predicted model, not a curated record. NCBI's taxonomy places the organism in Eukaryota, Viridiplantae, Streptophyta, Magnoliopsida, Fabales, Fabaceae.